AUGGACGAUACUUUUAAGUUGACGGCUUACUGCCUCAGACUGGCAAGUGUGAUCGUCGUAGACGAGUGGGAUCGAGGCAUCCCAGCAGCGUACCUGCUGUCCAAUCGGAUGAGCGAAGACGAGGUGGCUUUGAUGUUUAAGGAGGUGAAAGCGCUUCUGCCGGAAUUUGACACUCAUUUUUUCAUGAGUGAUGAUUGCAAUUCGUUUUACAAUGGUUUUAUCAGAAUUUUCCCAUAUACGAAAGCUCAAAAGUUGCUGUGUUCAUUUCACAUCAUUCAAGCUAUUAAAAGAAAUAGUCGGGUAAAGUUGAAACAGAAGAACCUAGCAGAAUCAGUUGUGGUUGCCGUAAGAAGGCUUUGCAAGACCUCGAAUCCCAACGAUUUUGAAUCUAAGUACCAAGAUCUUCUCUCUUUUCUCGAAUGGACAGGGAGAAAAAGAUAUGAUCGAGUAUUUGGAAGAAAACGUGGUACUUUAAGUGAUCGACAGUUCGCAAGAGUACUCUGCCCUCAGUUUUCUUUCAGGGGCUCCCGCAUACAGCAGUGGGGAGGCUUUGCCAGAAAAAAUGCGUGCGUUGGCACAAGCAUGCCUACAGAAAGAUUCCAGAAGAGGCCUGAACACAAAUUCCUGAGGCGAAAAGAAAUACAAGGAUAG
Messenger RNA from Cooperia oncophora, 651 nucleotides. The record is from the annotation of a GenBank genome assembly. Lineage: Eukaryota; Metazoa; Nematoda; Chromadorea; Rhabditida; Trichostrongylidae.